Messenger RNA from Salmo salar (Atlantic salmon), 4426 nucleotides. RefSeq lists its product as uncharacterized. Lineage: Eukaryota; Metazoa; Chordata; Actinopteri; Salmoniformes; Salmonidae. Gene Ontology annotation, biological process: regulation of transcription by RNA polymerase II. The record is from RefSeq and is a predicted model, not a curated record. Gene Ontology annotation, molecular function: DNA-binding transcription factor activity, RNA polymerase II-specific. Gene Ontology annotation, cellular component: nucleus.
CCUUUUCAUUUAGCCACACCCUUUGAACAAUGGCGCCUACCAAUAGCAACCUUUCUCUUCAGUGUAAACGGAAGUAAACAAUGACAGAACAAUUUUCACAUUAGCUUUUUUAUUUAGACGUUAAUUAACACCAUGGAACUCAAAAUAUGACUAAUUUAACUGUCCGGCAUCACAUACUUACCACAUGAACAGUUCGUUUUUAAUUCGCGUUGGAGACAGGACUUGGUUGAUAGAUGUUAUUUAGGUAAAGCUAAGAAUGGCUAAUUGUAUGGUUUUUAACACUCAAAUAGCCUCCAUCAUGGAGGUGCUAGCGAAUGCAGCUGUUGCAGAUAUCUGUAAACUCGUAGACGACGACUAUGCAGUGUUUCGUUUGGAAAUAACUCAAAGCCAGAAAGAAAACAGGGCAUUGCGGAGGAAACUACAGCUUCUGGAACUGAAGGUGGCACGGGAGCGCGUCUGCGCCAGUCGUCCCAGUAGUGUCAAGAUCGUCGACCGAUACAGAGGAAUGGAAAGAGGUGAAGGACAUCUCACUGGAGGCCACAGGAGCUUUGUGAAGCCAGCAGGACACAAUACAUGGAGAGAUGACCAACCAAUCACUGUUGAUGAGGGGAGUGGAACCUCAACCCAGCACAUUAUCGUGAUAGAGUCUGCAGAUGCAGAGGGUGCAGGUCCUGGGGUCAAGCAUGAGAGGUCUGACGGAGAGGAGGACCCACUACACAGCAGAAACAUCCAGACUGAAGCAGCGGCUGGAGUGUCGAACUCUGUAGCCAUGGAAGAACUCUCAACUGCUUCCACGCUCCAGUCCAAGACCCGAUGCAGCAUUACAGAGGCCAGUGGAACACCAGACGCCAUCCUCAAGUCAGAGACAGUCACAGAAACACAAAGGCUCUUACACACAGGAUCUGACCACGGACCAGAUCCAGAGAGACUGGAGCUGGGGCCACUGGGCUGUCCUUCUGCUCCUGGCUCAGAGUAUUUACUUUACGGUAACCCAAGCCCGAGGAUGGUUCAUUCCCAUCGGGACUCAGGUGAUGUGUUAGAAUCUGGUAAUGAUCCGUCUUGUUCUUACACUACAGAGAUGGACCCUGACAACAUGCCCUUGGGUUUAGAGACACAGACUGAUCUGUCUAGAGGGGACUGGAACCAGUACAGUAGUAGUGUAUACCCUGAAGGGUGCCUAGCUAAGAAAGUGGAGGUUAUAGUUGUAGAUGAGGUAACUGUGAAAGUGGAGGGCGACGCUCCUCCCACAUGGAAUGUAGACGAGACUCACUUAGGAGAAGAUCACUCACAAGGCAGAGAUUUCUUAAAUUACAGGGAAAGCUUGGAGACAAAUACAAAUAUUGCGACCCACUCCCCUUUCCACGCACUCAGGGAUUGUGAGCCAGUGUCCACGUCGAUGGGGCCUUCCGAUUCACACGGCCGCGUCCUUUUCAAUCAGGUAUUGAACUCAAAUGACAGGGCUAGAGCCCAGGCUCAGAGAGGGGGAGCCACAUCAGGCAAUAGUAAAGAGAAACGGUUCCUCUGCAUGUUCUGUAACAAAGGCUUCAGCUGCCCCCAGAAGGUGGAGAUCCACCAGAGGGUCCACACAGGGGUGAAACCCUUCAGCUGUUCCCAGUGUCACAUGCGCUUCGCCCAGGCUUGCAACCUGAAGAGGCACCAGAGGGUCCACACAGGGGUGAAACCCUUCAGCUGUAGCCAGUGUCACAUGCACUUCUCCCACUCAUCAAGCCUGAAGAGGCACCAGACGGUCCACACAGGUGAGAAAUCCUACAGCUGCCCCCAGUGUGAGAAGAGGUUUUCCCACCAGCACCAGCUGAAGAUGCACCUGAAGGUCCAUAUGGGAGAAAAGCAUUUUGUCUAUACGCAAGAGGUUCUCAGAGAGGAACUUCCUCAGGAUACACCAGCAGAAAAAACAUUCCACUCUAUAACAUAGACCAGAUAUUGUUAACAUAAGGCGCGACAAGCAAUUUGAUAAAAUGGAGGAAAUCGGUGAACUUGCAUUAGUUUCUAAAUUGCGUUGGUUUUCCCUAAAUGGCUAUUUAUUCGUUGUUUUGUUUGGAGCCGCUCCUGUCAAUGUUGUGUAUGGACACUCACCUGAUUACACAUAGAAGUAGGUCUAGGCUACCUGGCCUGUGCGCAAAUGUAUAAAUGUGCUCAUUUGGGGAUGUCUGAUACUAUUUCUGAUUGUCUUAACUCACUGCCACUAAUGAGCUAGGGAGCUUCUCAAAGUAAUUUUUUUCUUCUCCUCAAACAGCAAGUAGCUUAAACAAAGUCUGUUUUUACAUUAUUAAGAAUGACAGUAGUUCCACAAUAACCAGGUUUCCAUCGAACCCUUUUAUGUAAGUAAAUUACAUGUCGGAUAAAAAUAUUCACAACAGGCCUGAUGGAAACAGCAAGUUUGUCGGUAAACUUUCCAGAUGUCGACAAAACAAAAUACGUUAAACAAGGUGGGAUCUUUGUCAGUAAAAUUUAUAAUGCGAGAAAUGGUGGUAGAAACGCUUUUAUGCGCAAAUAUUGAUAUAAUAAUCAUAUCGAAAUAAACUUGGAGUCACACAAGGAUAUGUUGUGUGGUCCUCCCACUACGACUCGGGAAAGCAUGUAGUUUAUUAGACUACAGAUGAAAUAAAUGAUGAUGAACUUCACAGGGUGGUUCAAGUGAUGAGCUUGAUGCUCCUUUCCAAUAAAUAUUGAGGGUCUUACUCUGGUGACAUAAUGAUUGAUGCUUGGGUGCUGUUUAACAGAUCAAAAUAAGCUAUUUUGUCCAUAAUAAUCUUAUCACGUAGACUAUAUACCCACACUUUAUCUGCGUGUUGUUGGCUAGAGCGCACGUGCCAUCAGUAAAAUUGAGAAUAGGAUCGAAACCAAUUUAUCGGCACAUGGGAAUUUAACCACAAAAGUAAUUUUUAUGUGCACUACCUCAUCACAUACUACCUGUUAUCUGCAACAAGAAAGGCCUUUACUGUACUUGUGCAUGUGACAUUUAAACAGGAAACACCCCUCUGGUUGUAAAAUGUGCAUAUUGUUUUUAUGCAGAUUUUAGAAUAUUCACAUGAAAAUCUGUCGCCAAUUGGAUGGAAACCUAGCUAAUGUAUUUGAAAAAUCUUUCCAGCUCUCUCCCUUCCGAUAACCACGGAGCCUAGGCGUGAAAGGGAAAAUUGUUUUCACUGGAUCAGAGCAUGACAUAAUAAAAUACCUGAUUAAUUGUUAUCCUUUGCGCAAAUAGAGCUGGCUCUGUACGGAACUCACUGGCACGAGAAACUCUGAGGGCCCAGAAUGGUUGAUACAAUGCUGCAAGUUUGCAAGUGGGAGAUUCAGACCGGACCCAGUUGAUACAAUGUUUCAAGUUCUUUGCAGACAGGCGGAGUAGAGAGAGAAAUGCGAUUGAAAGAACAUGAACAAACUGCUAUGCGUAGCCAAUGUGAUUGGAUAGGAGACUUAUUUUUAUCAGGAUAUUUUCUAUCUGAAAUAUUUUUAUUUGUUGGCUUUAUGUAGGCUAUUUUUAUGUAGGCUAUUUUUAACUAGAAGUUACUUGCAUUGGUUAUCAAAAAGAAAGGAGGACCAAGGCACACUUCAUAUAAUUAAUGAAAAUGCCUUUAUUUGUAUGGAAACAAUGUUUUUUUUUUUUAUCUGACGCAUUUCAGCUGCAUGGCCUUCAUCAGGGAGUACAAAGAAAUGAUAAUACAAUGUUCUCUUGAACAGUUUUUUCCAAACAGCCCUAAUUUGAAGAGGGAGUGGUUACAAAAUUGAUUGGACAACACCUAGUAAGAAAUACUAUACACAUUAAAAAGUGAAAUACUAUAGUAUAUUUUAUCAAAAACUUAAACUCCAAGCUAGAAGCAACAGAAUGCCUAGAAAGGUAGUUCUAACCUUAAAUAUGACUGGGCAAAGUGCCAAGAAUAGGAAAGCGAUCUAUUCCAUAGCGCACUAGAACACAGCAAACAUAGACAACAACAAUCUAGACAUAGCUGAGGGCAAUAGAGCAAAAUGUCCACUAGAUGACAGCAAAUGGACCUAUCACGACCCUACAGGAAAGGUGAGAAAUCCAUAUUUUUCAUUUAAACCUGGGUACUUAGUGGCCUGUAGUUUGUAAAUCCAAAAACCUUCCCUUUGGUUUAGCUGUUUAAGACGGUCCCCUUUUCUAAUUGAGGCCGGAACAUGAUCAAUACCCAUAGCUUGCAGGGUUGCCAUGGUGUAUGGACUUGUAGUGCCUUGCAUUUGGUAUAUAGGCCUAUCUCUGCAUUAAGUUCUUUAGCUGCCAAUGGCUCAAGGUGUAUCAUACAAUGUGUCCAUUUUGCAGAGGCAGGCGCUCUUGCAUUAGAUUCAUUUGAACUUUUAGAUCAUUUUGAUUUAGAUUAGAAUUUAGAUUAACCACAUGACAAUGAUUUGAAUGUUAUUAUAUUUUAAAUUAAACUGUUCCACGAAAAUG